This is a messenger RNA of Anoplopoma fimbria (sablefish), 2001 nucleotides long. It is a transcript of the gene rbm14b, whose product is annotated as RNA binding motif protein 14b. The transcript is spliced from 4 exons. Gene Ontology annotation, cellular component: cytosol. The record is from RefSeq and is a predicted model, not a curated record. Gene Ontology annotation, molecular function: zinc ion binding; mRNA binding. Lineage: Eukaryota; Metazoa; Chordata; Actinopteri; Perciformes; Anoplopomatidae. Bases 26 to 1909 code for a protein of 627 amino acids.
GCCUAAACCAAAAAAUAGAAAUGUCAUGAUCUGGUGUCGUGUUCCACUUUGCCCUUUUGGUUUACAGCCAGCCAUGAAGGUUACUCACAAGGAGAAAAGCGCCAUGGACAAGAGCAACACGGUGAAGCUCUUCGUGGGCAACCUGGCGUUGGACACCACCCAGGAGGAGCUGUCGGCCAUCUUCGAGCCCUACGGCCAGGUGGUGAGCUGCAGCGUGCUGCGGCAGUUCGCCUUCGUCCACCUGCAGGGCGAGGGCGCCGCCGAGCGAGCCAUCCGGGAGCUCAACGGACGGGAGUUUCGGGGACGGAAUCUGGUGGUGGAGGAGUCGAGGGGGAGGCCGUUGCACUCCACCAAGGUGUUUGUGGGUAACCUGAGUGGGAUGUGCACCACCGAGGACCUCCAGCAGCUGUUCCAGACAUUUGGGAAAGUUCUCGAGUGUGAUAAAGUGAAAGCCAGGCAUUCCUCUUCCGCAGGCUAUGCCUUUGUCCACAUGGAAAACAAGGAAGACGCGCUCCAGGCCAUCGAGGCCCUGCACGGCACCUCCUUUAAGGGCCGCCCCCUGUCCGUAGAGCUGUCCAAGGUCCAGCCCAGCAAGCAGGCGCCUACAGGAAAAAUCCCCUGCGUUAACUGCGGGAAGCAGGGCCACUAUGCUGGAGAGUGCCCCGUGGGGAAGCCCUCUCUGGAGCAGUACCAGAGUCAGGCCGCGGUCCUGGCCGCCGCCGCCGCUGCAGCCGCCGGCCUGCCGCUACAGGUCCAACAGAGCGUGCACAAUUCGGUCUACAACACCUCCACCUUUGAUCCCACAUACGCGGCUCUCACUGGGAUCACCACGGGCACGCGCACUGAUGGGAACCCAGUGAAUCCGGCCGUUUAUGGGGCUCUUGCCAGCCAGGUGUACGGUGCCAAUGUUGCCAGUCAGCUUUAUGGAUCGGUGGCCAAUCAGGCAGCUCUCACAUCAGGCGCCACCCAAAUGUACAGCUCGAUGGCGCCCAACAUCUACGGCCAGAUGGCGGGGAACCCGGCUGCUGCUGCGGUUGCCGCCGCCUACUCCCCUCAAGUUUACACCCCGACCAUGGCCAACUCCCAUGUCUAUCUCACUGCUGCUCAUGGACUAGAUAUGCAAACGGCAGCAGCUGCGGUCAACCCCGCCUACACUGUAUCUCCAGCUAUUUAUGGCGGCGCCGGGCCGGCCUACGCUCAUAUAAGCGCCAUGGGAACGGCGGACCACACCACGGCCAUCUUUGAGGCCGCCAGACAGGCACAUUACUUUGCCCAGGGCCAGCAGGUCAUGGCUGACCAGCAGACGGUGGCUGCUGCAGCGGCUGCGGCGGCGGCUGCGGCGAAGUCUGGUGAGAGGGACCGCAGUCCCCUACGGAGGUCGGUACCUCUGCUACCAGACCCGGUGAUGAAGCCGUUCAUGUACCAGAGAGCCAAGCCGCGCCGGCCCCUGCUCCCCACACCAGCCGGCCGGGCGGCAGAAGAGGCCGCGGAGGCCGCAGAGGACCCGAUGGCCAGGUACUAUGCCGAGUACUACCAGCAGCUGCAGCAGUACCCCCAGUUCCAGUACGCCUACCCGCCGCCGAGCGCAAUGACAGCCAUCUCUGGCAUGCAGGGAGUGUCAUCCGCGAUGUCGGCCCAGUCGGUGGCCGCGCUGGACGCCCUCAGGCCAGUGGUCCCCACCGCUGCGGCAGUGGCAGCCGCCAUGGCUGCACCAAGGGUGUAUGAGCCGCCGUUGCCGCCGCCCACGCGCAAGGAGGCCAUCCUCCGCCGCCCGAACUCUCCCUUCACACGCCUGAGCCCCCUUCCGAUAGUCGCACACAACUCUCUGCCCCCCACCCCACCCCACCCAACCCCUUCCCUCUUCGCCCUGAACCCCAUCCCACAUCUCCCUCUUCCACCCCAAACUUGACCACCUUACAGCAGCUGUAUGUGUGUGUAUGUGUGUGUAUGUAUGUGUGUGUGUGUGAGUGCGUCUGCGGGAUCUCAGUGUGUGGGGGUGGG